GGGUGGUGGUGUCGCCUAGCGCAUGCGCAGAGGGGCGCAUGGCGGCUGCCCAGCUGAGGGUGGCUGUUGUCGGGAGGGUGGCGGGACGGGGCGGGACGGACUGGGGGCUCACGGCAGGCCGGUGAGGGGGGCUUGCCGGCCGGGGCAGUCCCGGAGCCGCGAAGGGCCGACCCACCAUCGUGAGCGUCGUUGUAGAUGGAAGAUUUCAUGGUUUCUGAUUUGCAUAGUAGCAGAUUCUGACUAAGCAUAAGGGAGACAGUAGUGUGAGAAGUGGCAAGCCUCUUGCAAGGCUUUGCUCUGUAAAAAAAGAAGAAAUGAAUCCUACAAAUGAUGAUCAAGUGUUUGGGACCAUCUUUGACUGGGACUAUCUCUUAUGGGAAGUUCGUCUGACGCUUUUAGCUGCUGGUUUUUUGAUCUACUUGGGAGUGUUUCUUCUGUCCCACUGGUUGUCUUCAUGGAUAAGUAGCACUUACCGUGCUUUGUAUGCAAAGGAGAAGGUGUUCUGGAAUAUGGCUGUCACACGUGGUGUGUUUGGACUUCAGAGUUGUGUUGCUGGGUUAUGGGCUUUGCUCAUAGAUCCCGUUUUUCAUGCUGACAAAGUGUAUUCUCAGCAGAAGUGGAGUUGGUUUAACUGUUUAAUAGCUGCUGGAUUUUUCUUGCUUGAAAAUGUAGCUGUUCACAUGUCCAACAUUAUUUUUAGAACAUUUGAUGUGUUCUUGGUAGUUCAUCACUUGCUUGCUUUUGGUGGCUUGGCUGGCCUAGUGAUUAAUGUCAAAUCUGGACAUUAUCUGCCUUUGAUGGGAAUGUUGCUGGAGAUGAGUACUCCCUCAACGUGUGUUUCCUGGAUGCUUUUAAAGGCUGGCUGUGCUAAUACCUUAUUCUGGAAGGCAAACCAGUGGGUGAUGAUCCACCUGUUUCACUGCCGCAUGAUUCUUACUUACCACAUGUGGUGGGUGUGUAUUUUCAAUUGGAAUUCGGUCGUGGAGAAUCUGGGACUUCUUCAUUUUAUUGUUUUAUUCUCAGGAUUAUUUGCUGUUACGCUAAUACUUAACCCAUACUGGACAUACAAAAAAACUCAACAACUCCUCAGACCGACUGACUGGAACUUUGAAAAAAAAGCAGUGGAAAAUGGAAAAUUAAAUGGUGAAACACAUGAAAAGAAGAGGAUGUAACAUUGAAACAGCUCUAGUGGAACAGUGCAAUGUGAAGUAAUCAUUUGCCCAUGAACUAGAUGCUUUUGCAAGAAGCUAAUUAACAGAGUGAUUCCUUGCUGGUAGUAUUCUGUAUGAAUAUGCAGAAGUAUUUAAAAGCAUUUUUUGUGCUUCAUCUGUACAUGCACAUAAGAUCUUCAACCUCUUAGUUAUGAAUUUUGCCAAUGAUUUUGUCAAGUUGGACUGUAUUUCAUAACUGGGUAGCAACAUGCUGUCUAAAGGUAUCCUUUAUCCUAAUGCUUCAAAGUGACUUUACAGUUAAUUUGUCUGUUAAGCUCAGAGUGAGUCAAGCUUAGCUUGAAUCCUAUUUCACAUAUGUCAUAGAUACUGAUACUGGAAAUUAUGUUGUUUUUCAAUUAUGACCCAGGUUUGGUAUGCAUGGGUACCUAGUUCAUAUGUGCCAUUAAAUCAUUCCAGGUGGCUGAAUUGAUCAGUGGUAGAAUGCAGUCAUGGCUGGGUUUGUUUUUUUUCUUUUUGUUUUGUUUUUUUUUUUAAGUGGGCUUGAGGAAGAUAAUUGUUCAAGUGUUCACUGUCAAAGGUGUAGUUUUCAGGUUGCCUUCAGUGUGGGAGGAUUUCAUAUCCUCCACAAACGUGCAUGUAAGGAUGCAGGCAUUCAUUUUACUGUUGGUCUUGCUAGAUUAUCAUAGUGGUUCCUUCUGGACCUAAAGUCUGUGAAAUACAAGAGACAACAAUAGAAUGUUUGACUCUGUUUCAUCCUUGAAAAGUUUGCUGGUUGAUGGAUAAUAUUUUCUUUGUAGGUCCCACAUGAGCUGUAAUGCAGUUAGUUCCAUUAGUUCUUCUGUUAUGGUUCACCUUAUUUUUGGAAAUUCUCUUAGUUGUAGAGGAUUUUAGAAUCUAGAGGUGACUCCUCUAUGGAGGAGAGGCUGUUAGCACCUCCUUUGGGAGUUGAGUUGUUAGAGUAUUUUUAUUUUACUUCAGAGAACAUGUAAAGCAACUCUAGCUAUCAUUUGCACUUUAUCUGCCGCAUCACUAAAUCCUUCCUUGACCAAAGGGAAUAGGAUUGUUGUUUUAGAUAGAGACUUGGCAAACUGUAGUGGGUGUUCUCGGUAAUAGCACUGGUCUGAUGGUUUCUGGCUGAAAUGUUAGACAGCAGGUGAAGGUAUAAAGAUCAGGACAGAAAAGAGUGACGCCUAGUGGUAAGAGAAUGACAUAAGAUAUUAAUUAGUUUUGCUGCACUGUACUAGUAGUCAAAUAAAAAAACUUGUAACUUGAAACUUUGUCAUAUAGUGUGACUUGACUGCUACACAGAUUUAUUUUCCAAAAUAGUAAGACUGGGCAAGCCCAAGCUAUGAAGAAUUUAUGCCAAAGCAUGUGUUAGAGGCUUUGUUUACUGAACUGUGGUAGACCAUACUGUUUUAAAUGUGUAAGGGCAGUACUGUUUGGUGUAAACAACCCCCUUUGAUUAAUUUUUUGUGAGAAUAUAUUUGAUUUCAUUGUGAGUAAAGGGAAGAAGCUAGCAGUCAGGUUGCUGUGUUUCCUAACUGUGGAAGAGUUGUUCUAUGAGAAAGAGGAAAACUUACUGUUAGGUCACAAAUGUGUAGCUGGAUCUUGAUGGAAGUGGUGAGUAUUUGAAACCACCUGCUCAAAAGUAGGCUGAGUGGAUGAAAUUAAUUGCAGCAGCUUCUUUCUGUUUUCCUGCUAACAUUCAGCAGAUACAAAUCUUAAAUUUUUUACUACCUUCUGUUUUUUAAGCAGGCCAGAAUUAAGUUGCGGUGUUCUGGCAAUGAAGCCUGUCUAAAUGCCAUCGUAUAGGUACCUCCCCUAAGGGUUUGUGUGUGAGACAGUAAUAGUAAAAGUAUUUUAAGAGAAAGCAAAGUGAUAAAUUCCUCAGGAACAGAACACAGAUAUAUGAUCCAAAUGCAUAUCUUGCAGAAUAUAGAGCUCACUUGCAGGAGUUCCAGGAGGGAAUGCAGAGGAUAACUCACCAGAUACCUUGUAAGGAGCCUUAGCCUUGUAAGGUUUGGAUUCAAUAAAAUAAGGUAAUAAUUUUGAAAAUCCCAGGUACAGAAAACAGAAGCAUCAGAAGAAAAAUAAGUUUGGGCCAAGUGUUGUUAUUCCUACAGUUACUAGGUAAAGGAGGUAAAGUUUCUUUGUCUUAAAUAAAAGGGUGUGGAGAGUUUGGGUUAGUGUCUGUUGGUCUAAGAAAAAUGAGUAAGUGUGGUCCAAGCAGCCAAGUGGAUGGUUAUGUCAGUGGCACCAAGCUUCUAAAGUUUAAUGAUUUGUAUUAUUAAUUCCUGUAAUGUUAAGUGGGUUAUAAAUCUGCCAUUUAAAGUAUCUUGUAUCAUAAUAAGGCAUCUUUUUAGUAUGCAAUUUAUUGUGAAUUUUUUCAUGCAAAGACUUCUUAUGACAUAUCUCAAACCUUUUGCAUGUCUAACAAUAUAAUUAACAAUACCUAGGGGCACCUGCUUAUCUAAACCCUGCUAGAACAGGAGAGCUGUGCAUUAAUAUUAUUUCUGUUGGUUUGAGAGGUGAGGGGAUUUUACAGUCCAACUAGAAAUACAGAAGAGUACAAAGUAUACUACAAAGAUACAGACAACCUUCCUUUGUCAUCUUGAUGGCCUAGUAUGGGAGCUACCAGUUCAGUUACAAAGCCUUUUUUUUUUCUUUUUUUUUCUUUUAUUUUUUUGAGUGUUUUCUUCAUUGCCCUUUGGCUGCUCCCCUCGAGAGGAUUUUCUGGUUUAUGAUUGUGGAUGGCUCAUUGCUCUAAAACAGUACUAAAAAGUUUUCUAUAUAAAUGAGGGGUUAGGUGUCUAAUUAUUCUUACAGCUAAAUGCUGCUUUUCAAUCCAAAGGUUGACAAGCUAUCAUUUGUUUAUAAAAUUUGUUUAUGUGAAACUAAUCCCAGUGCUGUUGGGCUUGUCUUACAAGGCCUCAUUUGUAAUCCAAUGGUAGAAAAAUUCAGAGUCAGCUUCAGGAGUGGCUGGAUCCAGUCACAGGGUGUGUGCUGCUGCCGUGAUGUGGAAAACUGUUGCAUAAUACUUUUUUGGGUAACUUUUGUUUGCUUUGGUGACUAUGAGAGAUUCCAUCCUGAUUUCUUGAUAGACAAGCUUAUUGAAGGACUGUUGUUUGUGUCACCUUUCUGGCUGAAGCUUUUUUCUUUUUUUUAACAAAAAACCCCAAUAAACUGUGAUGAAGGUGAAAAUGUUUGGGUAGGUUUUUUGGAUUUUGUUUUGUUUUGUUGCUGUUUUACUUUUUAAAGAAAACCUUCAAGAUCUAAGACACCCUGGGCCAGGCAUCUGGUUCUUACUGUCUUCAUACAGCAUUCCUAAUGCACAGUUUACAUCUGCCUCCAUUUGUGUCCUGUCUUACAUUUUUUCUAAAACCUGUCAUUGUUUCCCCGUCCACCUACCAAUUUUUCUAUAAUAUUUUCUCUUAUUUGCAGUACUAAUCAUGUUGUUGCAGCAGUUGCUUUACCUCAGUGAUGUCUUACAUGUUUUAGUAUGUCCUGUCGGGGCCUUCGUUCACUAAAUACUUGUGUCCACAUUUUUUAGUGUUUUUUGCUUUUUCCUUUUUAAAUGUCAUGUACAGUUAUAAGACACCUUUCUUAACCUCAGGGAGACUCCCACUUAAAGUGAAUUUAGAAAUGUUAAACGAAUUCAAGUCUGCUCAUGUACAAUAUAACAUUUUUUGGACGAUACAUCAUCUUUACACUGUGUACAUAAAUAAAAAUAUUUUAUUGAAUAA
Messenger RNA from Calypte anna (Anna's hummingbird), 4915 nucleotides. RefSeq names its product CLN8 transmembrane ER and ERGIC protein (gene CLN8). Gene Ontology annotation, biological process: lipid homeostasis. The transcript is spliced from 3 exons. Gene Ontology annotation, cellular component: endoplasmic reticulum; membrane. The coding region runs from base 315 to 1172 and encodes 285 amino acids. The record is from RefSeq and is a predicted model, not a curated record. Lineage: Eukaryota; Metazoa; Chordata; Aves; Apodiformes; Trochilidae.